Trichomonas vaginalis G3 is the source of this 510-nucleotide messenger RNA. RefSeq names its product RNA polymerase II transcription regulator recruiting protein. Bases 1 to 510 code for a protein of 169 amino acids. Gene Ontology annotation, cellular component: nucleus. The transcript has a single exon. Gene Ontology annotation, molecular function: RNA polymerase II cis-regulatory region sequence-specific DNA binding; DNA-binding transcription factor activity, RNA polymerase II-specific. Gene Ontology annotation, biological process: regulation of DNA-templated transcription. NCBI's taxonomy places the organism in Eukaryota, Parabasalia, Trichomonadida, Trichomonadidae. The record is from RefSeq and is a predicted model, not a curated record.
AUGAUCAAAUCUAACAAUCUCCGGUGCAAAAACCACUUUACAUAUAUAGAGGAUAGGAAGCUUUCAGACCUUAUAAACAACUUUGGAUGUACUGAUUGGAAUGAAAUAGCUGAUAAAAUGCCUGGAAGAAACGCUAGACAGUGCAAAGAAAGAUGGGAAAAAUAUCUUUCUCCAACUGUAAAUAAAGGUCCAUAUUCGUAUGAAGAAGACCAAACAAUACUUGAACAAUAUGAAGUUUAUGGAUCACAAUGGGUAAAGAUUGCUUCUCACUUGAAAGGACGAAGCGAUGCAUCAGUUAAGGCCAGAUUUAAAUUACUAAUGAGACGUAAAAACUCGACCAAGCGUGCAAAGAGUAGAGAACAAUUUAAUAAAUCAGAGUUUAAUCAUUUUGACCAAUCAGAUGUUCCAAAUGAAGUAUAUCAGGAUGAAAAAUUUGAUAAUUCACUUAGAAAUCAGGAUUCUUUAUCAGAUGAUCCAUCAGAGUACUUUACAACAUACGAAGUUUUUUAA